AUGCCGAAAUUAGACAUCAACAAGGCUGGCUGGGAACAGAGCGAGUUUCCCAUUCUAUGCGAGACAUGUCUCGGUGACAAUGCUUUCGUCCGCAUGUCCAAGCAAGAGUACGGCCGUUCAUGUGGUACUUGCGCACGGCCAUUCACCGUCUUCCGUUGGAACCCUGGCACCGGCAUGCGCUACAAGACGACUGUGAUCUGCCAGACCUGCGCCAAAAUCAAGAACGUGUGCCAGACGUGCCUUCUCGACCUCGAAUACGGCCUUCCAACACAAGUCCGGGACACAGCGUUGGGCGUUGAGAACGAGGCUCCGACGAGCGAGAUCAACAGAGAGUACUAUGCGCAGAAUUUGGAGGGCAAGUUGGAGGGCAACAAGUCGUUGAUGGACACUACCCGGGCGUCGUCUGCGGGCAAGGAGAUGCUAAAGCAGCUCGCGCGGACGGACCCGUACUACAAGCGCAACAGGCCACAUCUAUGCUCUUUCUAUGCCAAGGGUCAGUGCAGCCGCGGAUCGGAGUGUCCGUACCGACAUGAGCUGCCCGUCGAUAAUGAGCUGUCGAAGCAAAACAUACAGGAUCGCUACCAUGGCCGGAAUGACCCCGUCGCGCGGAAAAUCCUAUCGAACCAUGCUGCAACCAUGGGCCUGCAGCCUCCUGAGGACCAGUCAAUAACAUCGCUCUUCCUCACAUCGCUACCUGCCAAUGCAACUGAGGAAGCAGUCCGCACCAGGGUCGUCAAGUCGCUUCCAGCACUCGACCCAGCCUUGAUAAAGUCGAUCGUCCAUGUCGCAAAGUCAAGAUGUGCAUUUGUCAACUUCAAGGACCGACAGUCCGCAGAGUUGGCGGCGCAAGCAUGGGCCAAUGGUCUCGAUAUGGAUGGCGAAACUGUCAACGUUAAAUGGGGCAGAAGUAAGGGUUCGGUAGCGAAAUCAAAGCCGGCCACUGCUGCUGCGACCGUUAUUGCCGCAUGA
Postia placenta MAD-698-R-SB12 is the source of this 969-nucleotide messenger RNA. RefSeq lists its product as hypothetical. Lineage: Eukaryota; Fungi; Basidiomycota; Agaricomycetes; Polyporales; Adustoporiaceae. Gene Ontology annotation, molecular function: metal ion binding; U6 snRNA binding; pre-mRNA binding. Bases 1 to 969 code for a protein of 322 amino acids. The record is from RefSeq and is a predicted model, not a curated record. Gene Ontology annotation, cellular component: U2-type catalytic step 2 spliceosome; Prp19 complex; U2-type catalytic step 1 spliceosome. The transcript is spliced from 7 exons.